Messenger RNA from Adineta ricciae, 1362 nucleotides. NCBI's taxonomy places the organism in Eukaryota, Metazoa, Rotifera, Eurotatoria, Adinetida, Adinetidae. The record is from the annotation of a GenBank genome assembly.
AUGUUAGUUAAACAUCUAGGCAGUUGCCACUGUGGCGCAAUUAAGUUUGAAGUCGAAGCACCUGCUGAUAUACGCGUAUUUCGAUGUAAUUGUUCCAUUUGUCGUAAGAAACAAAAUAAUCAUUUUAUUAUUCCAAAACGGCAAUUCAAAUUGUUAACCGGUGCGGAUCAUCUAACAACGUACACGUUCAAUACGCAUAAAGCUCAACACAUGUUUUGUCGAGUAUGUGGUGUCCAAAGUUUCUAUCAACCUCGAAGUAACCCCGAUUGUUAUGGUGUUAUGCCACAUUGUAUUGAUAAUAUGACCAUUUCAGGAACGGAUAGUAUCGUGAGAGGUGAGAUGCCUCAGAAGCCUCAACGAGUGCAAUCGGAAGGCGCCAAAGUUCAGCGAGGAUUCACUGUUGCAUCUGCUGGCGUUGCAUCGAUUCCAUCACGUUAUCUAACAAUUGUUAGUAAAAAUAAUGAGAGAAAAGGCUUUUACCAGACUGCUAAGCGUUUUCAAUACGAAACAAGUUUCACACCGGGUCCCGGACAAUAUCAAACUGUACAGGCGAUUGAUAAACAAUUGGAGAAAACGUCCGAUUCAAAAAAAGGCUCCGGCGGUUUCGCUUCGAAAAGUAGACGAGAGGGUUUUACAAAUGGUGCUGCAAGUGCUCCGGCGCCUACAACCUAUAAUAUUUCUUCCAAAUUUGGCAAUAAUUACCAUGAUUUCAACCGAGCAAAAUAUUCCAGUAUGUUUCAAAAGCCCAUUGCCGAACGGCCACUCUCAUCAAAAACAUCACUUCCUGCGCCGAAUCAAUAUGAUGUUACACGAGGUUUAAAGCGAACGGGAAAAGCAAAUAACGUUGCAGCGAGAGCAGCUUUCCUUUCACAUACGAGACGAUCCGCCCAAACAAACAACCACUUUAUUUCACCAGCUCCUGAUGCAUACAAUGUCGACGACACAGCUACACGAACAUUACGACCUAUUCAUCAAUCCAGCUUUAAAUCAACUUCAAAACGAGAUGCAUUCGGAUCUCAUUCCGGACCUGAAUUGCCAGGACCAGCUGAUUAUCGUCCGUUUCAGAAGCCGACUGAAGAACCAAACCGACAAAUCUUUCCACGUCAUCCAUAUUUAACCAUUUCGGCGCCAGCUAUUCCACCGGCACCUGAAGCACCAUUCCCUGGCCCGGGCGCUUAUGAAAUUUGUGGUUUUAAAGAAGUUGAAAAGAAAUAUAUGUCCUCAGCAGCCUUUGUCUCUAAUACCAGUCGAUGGGCGAUUGAUACUACUACAGCUGCUGAACAGCCUGGCCCAGCUUCAUACACACCGCGCACAACAGUAAAACAAUCCUUCAAUUUCAAUUUUGAGAAAAAAUGGAUCUGA